UGUUUCCGCUAAUUUGACUGAGUAUCCGCGGCUCGGUUCGGUCUCUGCUGUGUGUGUUUGCAGACAUUUAGACCCCGAAUACCGCCUGAAAUAAACUUUUCCCCCUCUCGUGUCUGUGGACGGACACGUCGCCGCACGGACUGACGACUUUUACCGGACGCUGACAGGUUUAGGAGGAUGUUGGAGCAGAUCAGGAGGUUCCACUGAAGGUCUGCUGAUGGAGCGAUCUCACGGCCUUCUCCUGAACGAGGAGGCUCUCGGUCAGAUCGGAGAACAUCAGCGAGCCGAGUUCGUGUUCGAAUGGCUGACCCACCUGAAGAAGCUGCUGCCUACCGUCGACCGGGUCGACAUCAGGCAGAACCAGCGGCGGCUCAUCGACCAGCUGUCGGCCGUUCUGAUUGGCUCCCCCGGCCCGCCGACCCGCUGGCUGCUGGCCCACUGCCUGGCCCUGCUGUACCGACUGGGAGACCCCAUCCCUUCCAGUUUAAUGGUGGAGAGGUGCAAUGACAUCAUCAGGAGCAAAGACGAUUCGCCGUCGGGCCUCCCGACCCGACUGGCAGCCGUCGCCUGUCUCGGUUCUCUCUACGAGCAGCUCGGUCGGAUGCUGGUCGGUUCCUUCAAAGACACACUAGUGAAUCUGCUGAAGGCCAUGAAGAGCGCAGAGUCUCAGGGUCGCUAUGAGAUCAUGCUGAGCAUUGAGAAGAUCCUCAGAGGUUUAGGCGUCAGCGCCGUGUCGAGUCACCGUGACGUCUACAAGGUGGCGAGGGCGUGUCUGACGGACCGAUCCAUGGCCGUACGCUGCGCCGCUGCUAAGUGUUUGUUGGAGCUCCAGAGGGAAGCCGUGUUCCUGUGGACCAGCGAGUUGGAGAACGUGGCCACGCUGUGCUUCAGAGCCUUCGAGGGUUCCAACUACAACGUCAGAGUUUCAGUCUCCAAACUGCUGGGAACUCUGCUGGCUGCAGCUGUGGAGCCGCGACAGUCCUCCGCAGCCCCCAGGCAGGGCGUUAAGGGGCGGAGCUCCCUGGAGGAAGUGAUGGACUUACUGUCAGCCGGUUUCCUGCGAGGCGGCGGUGGUUUCCUGCGAACCAGCGGAGACAUGUUGAAGGGGACGAGUUCUGUUAGCAAAGACAUCCGGAUCGGAGUCACUCAGGCCUGUGUGGUUUUCGUCUCCACCCUCGGAGGUUCCUGGUUGGAGGCCAACUUCCCGGCCUUCCUGUCGCUGCUGAUGGAGCUGGCGUCCCACAGCAGGGCGACCCAGACGCCGGUGGACGCCGCCGUGACCCGUCGCUGCGUCUCCUUCAUCCUGAGGAGCACCCUGGGGUCUCUGCUGGGGGAGAAGGCUCAGACCAAUGCUGCCAAGCAGAUCUGCAUCGUCGUGGCGUCUCAGAAACGAACCAUCGAUGCAGCUCUGACUGAUGGUAACGUAGAAACCAGAGUGUCUUCUGCUGACAUCUCGGCCAGUCAGCAUGUGCUGGUCUGCUGCCUUCUGGAACUGGGAGCUCUGGUUCAGGGACUGGGAUCCACAGCCGCCCCCCUCCUCACCGACACCACCACAGCCCUACUGGACUCGGUCGUCUCCGUCCUCCUUCAUCCCGUCGCUUCGGCUCGACUCGCCGCCGCCUGGUGCCUCCGCUGUGUUGUCAUGGCGAUGCCAUCCCAGUGUUCCCCGUUAUUGGACCGCUGCGCCGAGCGACUGGUGGCCCUGAAGUCUUCCCCCGAGGCCGUGGCCGGAUACGGAGCCGCCGUCGCCGCCCUGGUGGCCGCUGUGCAGCACUGCCCUCUGGGAAUACCGCACACCAAGGGCAAGGUGGUUCUGGGUCUGGCUGAGGAUCUUCUCCGUUCGGCGUCUCAGAACAGUCGUAUUUCUCUACAGAGGACUCAGGCCGGCUGGAUGCUCGUCUCCUCCCUCGUCACUCUGGGUCCGGCGGUGGUAGAACACCAUCUCUCCCGCCUCCUCCUCCUCUGGCGUUGUGUUUUUGCUGCUUCUCUCAGAGAGCAGGACAUGGAGCUGAGGAGGGGGGACUACUUUACGUGGCAGGUUACACUGGAGGGACGGGCUGGGGCGCUCUGCGCGAUGAAGAAUCUGCUGCUGCACUGCAGAGAACUGGUUACUGAUGACAUCAUCAGCCGUCUGCUCACGCCAUUGGCCUGCGCUGUCACCUUGCUCAACAAGCUGCCGGCUCUGCUCAGGUCUUAUGGUAGUUCGGUUCAUUGUUUCUCGGUCGUCUACAGACUCAGAGUUUAUGAGCUUCUCUCUCUGCUGCCUCCAAACACCUACCAAGAGAGUUUUGGUUUGGUGAUGAACCAGCUGGUCUCUGAUCUGUCCGGUCAGGACAACCUGAACCAGCCGUGUUCUGACCUCACGCUGCUGCCGCCACUCUGUCACCAUGACGACCUGCCGCUGGUCGGCCCCGCCCUCCACGACACCGACCACCGGUACAUCGAGGAGCAGCUCCACGGCAGCGUUGUGGGCGGGGCCUCUCUGGACAACGACCCCUUCAGUCUCUGCGAUCGAGGCGAUGACGCUCCAGCUCCUCUUCCUCCUCACGUCGCUCUGACCGCCGCCGCCACAGCGCUCUUCGGAGUUCUGUUCCCCCAUAUCAUCUCCGCUCAGAGAGUGAAGAUUCUGGAGCAGUUUGCGGAAACCGUGAAUCAACUGAAAGGUCAACGGCAGCAGACAGUCCAGACUCAUGUGUGUGCUGCCCUCUGCAGUCUGUUAAAGCACCAGGGCAGUGUCCGAGGCUCCCUGGGUCCAGAGGAGCUCCGUCCUCCGGCCUUGUCCCUCCUGUCGGGGGCGCUGGAGAGCAGCAGUCCUCUGAUCCGCUGCCUGGCUGCUGAAGGGUUGGCUCGGCUGGUCCAGGUGGUCGGAGACCCCGGGUUCACCGCCUCCGUCUCCCUGCUCUGCUUUGACAGGCUGAAGACGGCUCGCGACGCGGCGUCUCGUAGCGGCUACGCUCUGGCUCUGGGGGCGUUGCAGAGAUACACUGGAGGAAUCAGCUCACCUCAACACCUGUCCACCUGCCUGAGAGUUCUGUUCACGCUGAGCCAGGACAGCACCUCACCUGAGGUCCAGACCUGGUCCCUCCACAGCCUGUCCCUGGUGGUGGACCUGUCCGGCUGCCUCUAUCGGACCCAUGCCGAGCCGUCCUUCUCCCUCGUGCUCCGCCUGCUGCUGUCCACACCGCCCGCCCACCCCGAGGUGCACCACAGCCUGGGACGCUGCCUCCACGGCCUCAUCACCUGCCUGGGCCCCGACCUGCAGGGUGACGGAGCGGCCGAGCUUCGGUCCAGCUGUCUGGUGGGAUGCUCGGUGAUGCAGGCCGGACCGGACUGUCUGGUUCAGGCCAGAGCCAUCUCCUGUCUGCAGCAGCUGCACAUGUUCUCACCUCCACAUGUGAACCUGGCCAGCCUCGUACCUGCCCUCUGCGAGAUCUUGUUGGAUUAUUCCAUAUUGGCCAACCUGUGCAGCUCCUUCCUGUGUUUACGGAGAGCUGUGGUGGCGUGUCUGAGGCAGCUCGUCCAGCGGGAGGCGCUAGAGGUCUCUGAACACGCCGUCGCUCUGGUCAAAGAGCUGCCGAGACGAGACAACACCCAACUCGACGUCACCAUAAAGGAAGUGGGUCUGGAAGGAGCUCUGUUCACUCUGCUGGACCGAGAGUCCGAUCCAGGACUGAGGAGGGACAUCCAGGAGACUCUGGUCCACAUGAUGGCCUCCAGCAGCAAACUGGGUCACUGGCUCAAACUCUGCAAGGACGUCCUGUCGGCAACCACCGAUGAACCGUUAUGGGUCUCGGAUUGUUUUCGUUUUAAACUCUCAGACAGCCGGUUGCCGUUGGAGACGAGUCAGGAGGACGACGACGGUUGCCGUGACGACGACUCGUCAGCCUUCCGAGCGCACUCAGAGAGCAGCGGUCCGUUCACGGCGCUGCGCUGGGCGACCCGACGCUUCACCGUGGAAUGCGUCUGUCGGAUCAUUGCCCAGUGCGAGUCGGCCGACCCCGCCCACUUCGACAUGGUUCUGGCUCAGGAGAGGCGGCUGCUGGAGUCCACAGACUUCCUGGUCCUCCAUCUUGGAGACCUGGUCCGGAUGGCCUUCACGGCCGCGACGGAUCACAGCGACCCGCUGAGGCUGGCCGGACUCCAGACGCUGCUGGUGAUCAUCAGACGGUUCUCCUCCAUCCCAGAACCAGAGUUCCCGGGUCACGUGAUCCUGGAGCAGUACCAGGCCAACGUUGGAGCUGCUCUCAGACCAGCCUUCAGUCCUGAUGCUCCUCCCGACGUCACCGCUAAGGCCUGCCAGGUGUGCAGCGCCUGGAUCGCGAGCAGCGUCGUCAGCGACCUCAGAGAUCUCCGCCGCGUACACCAGCUGCUGGCCUCCUCAUUGGCCAAAGUCCAGAGUGGGCGGGACCCCAGCAGCCAGCUGUACAACGAGGCCGCCGCUACCAUGGAGACGCUGGCUGUUCUCAAAGCCUGGGCCGAGGUUUACAUCGUAGCAGUGGAGAGCAGCAGACUGAAGGAGAGUCCUGAUAGGUCGGCCGACGGGUCCGUCUCCUCCUCGACCAAUGACGGCUCAGGCUGCGAGUCGGGAGGGGCGGGGCUCCUGAAGCUGGUCCAAUCAGAUCUGUCGACGCUGAGCCGUCUGUGGUUGGCGGCACUGCAGGAUUACGCUCUGCUGACCCUCCCCCAGGAGAACACUGCUCAGAUACCUGCAUCAGGAGGAGCUUUCUACACAGCAGAGACGGUGAACCAGGCCAGAGCUCAUUACUCGUCCUGCUGGGCUCCGGUUCUUCAGGCCUCGUCUCUCUGGCUGCACAGCUCAGGCUUCCUCAUGGCAGAUGACACACCUGCCACCCUAUCCAGACCGGCCACGCCCACCUCCAUGGGCCACACUGGCUCAGUGGGCGGAGCCAAGAGUCCCGAAGACGUCAACACCGACAGGCUGCACCUGAUACUGGGGAUCAGUGUGGAGUUUCUCUGCUCUCCACAUUCUGAGGACCAGAUGGAGAACAUCACUUCCUGUCUCAGAGCUCUGCAGGCGCUGCUGGACGUCUCCUGGCCCCGAGCAAAGAUCGGAAACGACCAGGCUCUGAGCGUGGAGCUGCUCAGCGUCCUCCACAGACUGAUGGUGACCAGAGAGUCGGCGUCCGUUCAGCUCGCCGUGUUGGAUUUACUGCAGCAGAUCGUGACGGCGGCUCAGGAGCACGUCAGGGAGAAACGUCACUCUGCUGAAGUGGACGACGGAGCUGCAGAGAAGGAAACGCUGCCAGAGUUCGGAGAAGGACGAGACACCGGAGGUUUGAUUCCCGGUCGAUCGCUGGUGUUCGGAGCUCUGGAGCUCUGCCUCUGCGUUCUGGUCCGGAAACUCCCACAGCUGAGUCCAAAACUGGCCGGGACCAGUCCGACCGGUUGUGGUUCUUCAGCCUGGACUCUGACUGACAGCGAUUGUCGUCUCGUGUCCUCUGCGGUUUCUGUCCUCUCUGAGCUGCCGUCCAUCUGCUCUCCUGAAGGAAGUGUCUCCAUCCUCCCCACAGUCCUCUAUCUGCUGCUGGGGGUCCUCAGAGAGCUGGUACACCAGCCCAGCACACACACAGGUGCCCCGGCGGCAGCCUCCGGAGUGGGUCUGGGUUUGGUGGUUCAGGCGACUCUUCGGGCCCUGAAGUCGGUUCUGACGUCUCCGAUGAGUCGACAGGAGAAAAGUCGAGGAGCCUGGAAGCUGCUGCUGAGAUCAGCUCUGAACACUCUGCUGAUUCUCUGGGACUCUGGUAGUUCGUCGGACUGCGUCGUGGACCAGAUCAGCCUCCUCACUGCUCUCACCGUCUUCCUGCUGUCGGCCGGUCCAGAUGUUUGCAUCAUGGAGCCUCUGCACGCGCUCAGUCUGCAGCGCUUCACCGCCAGCAUGGAGUCCAAAGACCCGCUGGUGGUGAGUCGAUGCUACCAGCUGCUAACGUCGGUGUUUCAGGCUCCUCCGGCCGUCUCCAUCCCGUUUAUCCAGGCCCUGGGCCCGGUUCUGGUCCGGUUCCUGCAGCAGGUGGAACGACGUCGCCCUCAGAGUCCAGAAGAACUAAACGGAGUUCUGGAAGGAAUCAGAGCCAUGGAGGCUUUAAUCCAGACAGCAGAGGAGACACAGCGUUCUCAUCUCGUCUCCUUCCUGCUUCCUCUCCUCAUCUCCUUCCUAUUGGAUGAAAACGCUCUUGGCUCCGCCCCCUCGGCAUCCAGGUCGCUGCAUGAGGCGGCGCUCAAAGACCUGAUGCGACUCGGACCCCAACACCCAGCAGUGUUCAGGUCUCUGAUCUCGUCAUCUCCUCACCUCAAGUCUCGACUGGAAGCCGCCGUCAGAGGAAACCAGCAGAGUCUCAACGCUAAAGCUAACGGCGCUAAAGCUAGCGGCGCCAAGUCCUCGCCGAGCAUCACGCUAAAAACCAACUUCCUGUGAGACGCCUGACCUCAGAUCAGAUCAGAUCAGCACGGUGCGUUCACUGUCCGUAGGGACAAACGGUACUUUUACCUUCCGGCACCAAGCACCGUUUUUUUUUAGGCACUUUAGGGUCGAAUCAGAAACUAACACGACCAAUCACAUCACAGAAACUAAACCGACCAAUCACAUCACAGAAGUUAAACCGACCAAUGACAUCACAGAAACUAAACCAACCAGUGACAUCUCACUGCUGAUUACCUGACUAGAACUGGUUUUAUAAGUUUAACUUCAGCUGAUCAUCGAUGUUUAAAGCGACUGAAUCCUUCCAGAUGUUUGAGUUUCACUUUAACAAAUAAAAGCAUCAGACUUGAUCUAAACUACAUCAGAAAUAAAAAUGUUCAAAGUUAAACCUGUAAAUACAUUUCAAAGCAAACAGAACUUCCUGUUGGAUUCUGAAGUUUGUUUUCUUCAGCUGAUUCUAAAUAAUUAAACUAAAACUGUCUGGAGGAAAUAAAUCAGUUGAUGAGAAACAGGAAACAGUUUGAUUCUGUUUUAUCUGCAUGUUUUCAUCAAUAAUCAGUUCUUCUGUCACUAAUCAAUCAGAUCAAUCAUUUAGAAAAGUUAAAGAGGCAACAGACAACUUUUCAACUUUAAAUUCAUUUCUGCUCAGAAAAACAGAUCAAACUGAAAUGAAUUCUCCUCAUUUUAACCAAAAUAAAGAAGAAAAAGUGAGCUGAGACUCUAAAAAAAAUCAUUUUAUUUUAAGUCCAACAUCCAUAAAUGUUGUUGAACAAUCUACAGAAAAACACUUUGUAUUGAGAAUAAACUACCAGGAAGAUGUUCUGUCUUUAAGCAGAACCUGAGAACCUCCAGCUCUAAUAAAAACCCUCCAUCUGCAGUCGGCACUUCUAGAGCCACGGCUUUAAAUCACAUUUUUAGUCAUUUAGGACACAUUUUCUGUUAUUUCAGGAGUCUUUCUCGUUUUUGGUUCCAAUUUCUGGCUAAUUUUGAACAAAUUUAAAGUAAAAAUCACAUUUCCAGUAAUUUUAAACAAGUUUCCAAUUGUUUUGGACAAAUUUUGAGUCUGCUUGCACAAAUUCAAAUGAGUUUUGAGUCAUUUGCAACACAUUUCAAGUCAUUUUGGACAACUUUUGAGUCAUUUAGGAGAAAUGUUCCAUUAUUUCUUUUUUUUUUCAUUUAUUUACUUUUUUUGGCAACUAUUCGGCCAAGUUUCAAGCAAUUUUGAGCAAGUUUUGAGUCAUUAGGUCAACAUUUUAUAAUGCGUCAUUUUGAGCAAGUAGGUUUCCAGUAAUCAUUCGUUUUGGGUCAUUUUGAACAUAUUUCAGUCAUUUUUUACUUAUUUUGCUGAAGUUUUGUUGAAUUUUGAAGGGAUUUCUGAGUCAUUUUGACUUUUGUUUUGUGCUUUUUUGGUCAAAUUUAAAGUCAUUUUGUUUAUAACCCAUCGACAAAUACUGCUGGGAUUUUUAAAUGAUGCUUGUAGAAUUUUGAUGGAUCCUGAUUGCUCAGAUUUAUGAACAUGUGAUAGGUUCAGGGACCAUCGGAAAGUUGAAAAUCUGAAGAUUCUUGUAUUUUUUUUUCAUUUUUUGUCUGGUAAAUUGUGUCAUUUAGGUGAUUUUUUUAAAGACAACAUUCCUUUUUAAACCUGAAUGUUUAGAGGAUUAAACUGGUCGUAACUUUAAUCCUCCAACAUCAAGUUUUGUUUCCUGUUUCAGAAAUGAAAUCAGCCUUUAUUCUCCGUGUAGAUCUGAAAACAGAACAGCAGAGAUGAAACUAAACUCUGUCUUUAUUCUGCAGCUGUUUAAUCAACAUUUAUUGAAGUUCAAUCAGUCGUCUGUUGCUUCUUUAGUGAAACUAGAAAGGUUCACAUGGAAGUUUUCUACCAGAGCAGCUGAUUCUGAUCAAUUGAUGAAAACUUUAAAGUUUGUUUCUGCUGCUUCAGUUUUAACACUAAAUGUUCACAUUUAUAUUCUGUUUGGAUGAAAUGAAGAGAAAGAAUCAAAGAGCUUCAACUGGAAUCUGAUUAAAGUUAAAACUAACAUGAGGACGUUUUCUUCUCCAGUUAUUUAUUAGAAACUGAUCAUUAAGUUUUCCUGGAGGAGAAUCAGGCUGAAGAGAAUCUGGAGAAUUUUAGAAACCUAAUGUCUGAUUUAGUUUAGUUGUACUUUUGUGCUCAAGUUAGAAACUAAAAACAAAGAAAACUUGAAUGUAACUGACAUUUAUUUAUGUAAAAAUCUUUUAUUUAACUGGCUUCUCAUCAUAUACUGAAACUUGUAUCAUCUAUUUUCUGUGUUCUUAAACUACAUCUGAAGAAAAUCCAACAAUUAUUAAAACUUUUAAAUUAAAUAUUAUAGAUAAAAACUGUGUUGGUUGAAAACAGCAUCUCUGCUGCACUUUUGCUCUCAAACUGUGACAUUCUUGCUGGAAAUGGCACAAAAUGUUCUAUUAACUAGUUAAAAUGCUUGUUUCAUCCAUAAAAAAUGACAAUAAAAUGAUCAAAAAUCAAUUAAAAGUAACAUAUUGAUGGAACCACUGCAGAAAACCUUUAAAAUGAGCGAAAUAAAACUCAGAUUUCAGCUUCUGAAGUGUCAGAAAUUCAAGUUAAAGAUGCUUAAAACUGGAUUAUUACCUGUUUCUUUUUGGAUUUAAUCAUCCUGAAGUACAUUCAGGUGUUCUGUCUUCAGAAGUGUUCUUUUGUUGCAGCGUUUUUCUGCUCUACUUGUUUAGUUUUUAGUCAGUAAAUCUAAAGAGAUGUUAUGAAAUCAUCUUUAAUCUCCAAACAAACUCUUCUUCCUCGCCUUCUUCUUCUCCUCCAGAUGUUUGUGGAUCCAUGAAGUGAUUUAGUUUCUUCUAAACGAGGAUCAGUUUCAUUCAAUCUCCUCCAGAGGUUUUUAGGUUUUUCAUCAGAAAUAAUCAACCAGUGGAAGUGUCUUCUAAUGGAUGAAUGUCAGAAAGAGUUUAUUUUUGUGUCCAGACAAUUUGUUGGUUCAGUUUGUUCUGACCAAUCACAUGAGAGGACGACUACGGCGGCCUGAAAGGGACAAAUCAGCACUUUAACAACUCAAAGCUGUAAAAAGUCAAGAAUGUAAAACUGUGAAUGUUCAUCUUCCAGCUAGACACACACACUGUAACACACACACACUGUAACACACACACACACACACACUGUAACACACACACACACACUGUAACACACACACACUGUAACACACACACACACUGUAACACACACACACACACACUGUAACACACACACACUGUAACACACACUGUAACACACACACACACUGUAACACACACACACACUGUAACACACACACACACACACUGUAACACACACACACACUGUAACACACACACACACUAUAACACACACACACACACACACUGUAACACACACACACACACACUGUAACACACACACACACUGUAACACACACACACACACACACUGUAACACACACACACACACACACUGUAACACACACACACAGUAACACACACACACUGUAACACACACACACUGUAACACACACACACUAUAACACACACACACACACACUGUAACACACACACUGUAACACACACACACACACACUGUAACACACACACACACACACACACACAGUAACACACACACACACUGUAACACACACACACUGUAACACACACACACUGUAACACACACACACACUAUAACACACACACACUGUAACACACACACACACUGUAACACACACACACACACACACUGUAACACACACACACAGACACACACACUGUAACACACACACACACUGUAACACACACACACUGUAACACACACACACAGACACACACACUGUAACACACACACACACACACACUGUAACACACACACACUGUAACACACACACACAGACACACACACUGUAACACACACAGACACACACACUAAAACACACACACACACAGAGGUAACACACACUGUAACACACAGACACACUGUAACACACACAUUGUAACACACACACUAACACACAGACACACUGUAACACACACACACACACACACACACACACACACACACACACACUGUAACACACACACAGUAACACACACACACACAGAGGUAACACACACACUGUAACACACAGACACACUAACACACACACAGAGGUAACACACACACUGUAACACACACACACACACACUGUAACACACACAUUGUAACACACACACACAGUAACACACACACACAGUAACUCACACACACUGUAACACACACACACACACACAGUAACACACACACACAGUAACACACACACACUGUAACUCACACACACAGUAACACACACACACACAGUAACACACACACACACACUGUAACACACACACACAGUAACACACACACACAGUAACACACACACACACACUGUAACACACACACACACACACUGUAACACACACACACUGUAACACACACACACACACACACACACACACUGUAACACACACACAGUAACACACACACACUGUAACACACACACACACACUGUAACACACACACACACACACCUGCUGCACCGUGUCUCACCUGUCCAGGUGUUCAUUUAUUAAUGUUCUUUUUUCUAACAGCAGCAGAAAAUCAAUAAAAUCAGUAAAAGGUUUAAAACUCAACAA
Amphiprion ocellaris (clown anemonefish) is the source of this 11095-nucleotide messenger RNA. It is a transcript of the gene heatr5a, whose product is annotated as HEAT repeat containing 5a. Lineage: Eukaryota; Metazoa; Chordata; Actinopteri; Pomacentridae. Gene Ontology annotation, cellular component: Golgi apparatus; endocytic vesicle; membrane. The coding region runs from base 218 to 6433 and encodes 2071 amino acids. Gene Ontology annotation, biological process: endocytosis; intracellular protein localization; retrograde transport, endosome to Golgi. The transcript has 42 exons. The record is from RefSeq and is a predicted model, not a curated record.